Molecule: messenger RNA, 9895 nt
Organism: Pecten maximus
Lineage: Eukaryota; Metazoa; Mollusca; Bivalvia; Pectinida; Pectinidae
Product: ataxin-2 homolog
Exons: 25
Coding region: 250-4746 (1498 amino acids)
Biological process (GO): negative regulation of translation
Cellular component (GO): nucleus; cytoplasm
Molecular function (GO): mRNA binding
Source: RefSeq, a predicted model, not a curated record
GCAUUUUCCGAUGUUGUGCUGCAGCCGUUCAAAUUAUACGUAUUCACUGUUGUCUAGAAAUAUUUUCAUAAUGACCUUUCGCAUAGUGUACAGAAUUAUUGUCGUGUCGUGAACAUAGCUUUGUAAAUACUGUAUUAUAUAGCUUAUAUUCGAUAGAGCUUUCGAGGACCAAUAACGUUGUCUUUUCGUAUCGACUUGUCUAGUAGGUGAAGGUAAAGAGAAUUUGUACAGAGAUCCUAUACUAUUACAAUGGAUCCCGAUAGUUCCAGUGACAGUAACAGGGACACGCCCAAGGACCUGGGUGAAGUCAUUACUCGCACAGACACCCCGGGACCCAUGCCAACCUACCAUUACCCUCGGGACACACUUUUUGAACUUCAGUUUUGUCCUUUAUCUAAGAAGAGGCCAUCUUGUUUGUCAGAAGAAUUCAACACCCUUGAUGGAUUAUGGGACCCUGACAGGUGGUCAAGGUCGUUCGACACAUCACGAAACAACUCGCCAAUCACUGUGGGUGAUCGUGACAAGAAACGUAUGGAGAUACAGAUUGAGAGAGACUAUCUGAUGAGGAGACGACCAUCCGCAGAUCCAAAGGAACGACUAAAAGAGGAAAAAGAUGGGAUUGUUUUGAGUCCACAGCGAAGAAGUUUUGGUACUGGCUGUCAUGUGUCACAGCCAACUUUGACACGCCAGAUCAGUUGUCCCUCUGACUUCAAGGACGGAAGUGAUCGUGACAGAGGACCAAGGAGAAUCGGAAGUGGACGAAUUCAACUUGAUCGUGACCGGGGAGAGGUGACACGUGAACGGGGAGGAGAGCGCGACUUUCGUGCCAUCAGAGAUAGAUUUGACCGUGAUGACAGAGAUAGAGACCGGGACCGACGUUAUGAUCGUGAGUGGGAGAGAGAAGGUCGGGACAGCCGUGAUCCUCGGGACCGGGGAUUCAGGAGGGAAUACGAAGAUAGAGACAACCGGAGGGACUUUGGAAAUCGGCAUUUUUCCUCAAGAGAUAUGCGACGGAAAGACUACCAUCAUGAGGAUGAGCCUGAAUGGUUUACAGAAGGUCCUGUUAGUCAGCAGGAUACCAUUGAGCUCAGGGGAUUUGAGCGGGAAAAAGAAAAGGAGACUCGGCACCAGAUAAAGGAGAUCGAUGAAGAGGAAGAUGCAGAUGGAAGUGCCCAUGAACAAAAGACUAGUGUGGCUGAUGUGGCUGACAGAAAUGGGAGCUUGGAAACAAAUGAACCAAGUUCCCCUGAGGAGUCCAACCAUUCUGACAGCAUGCGAACUACCAGUCCUCAUAGCAACAUCUUUGACUUCAAUGAGUUCUUCAAGAUUGAUAACCUGCCUGGUUUGAAUCAAGAGGGUCCUAUUGCCAGUGCUGACAUUCCUGUGGUACAGAGUAGAUUCAGUCAGUGGUUUGGAGCAAAACCUGGUGGCAGUCUGAACGGUAGCAGGCACAACAGUCGACACAACAGUCGACACAAUAGCAGGCACAAUAGUAGACGCUCCUCCCUGAAUGAUGAUUUCGGUUACAUAGUUAACGAUCUCCUUGGUGGUACACGAAGCCCCAAUAUUUCCUCCCCUUCACCCGACCAACCAAUUUUUGACCAGUCUGUGUUUUCACCAGCUAACAGCACCUUUGCAGAUAAACCACAACAUCAUAGCAUCGACUUUACUGGACUACAGAACAAGGAUGCCAUUGCUCCAAUGCUGAGCACUAUAUUCCAGAAUAACCAUGAGAAACAUCAAAUAGGAAGCAGUAAGUUUGCGAGCAGUAACUUCAGCACCCAAGAUGCAGAGAUCCAGCUAAAGGCAUUGCUAUUUGGGAAAAAGGACUCAACUCCCAGUAGUGGUACCGCUAGUCCGGGCAUGAAUUCCCCUCUAAAUGUACCAGGACGAGCAAAGACUGUGGCAGAACUGGAGGCUGACAUGAACCAGCGGUCUAGUCGGUUACCAGCUCGCUGCUUCACACCACCUCAGCAGCCAGUCCCACCCCCAGAUAACGGAAUGCCACAGAAUUUCCAGCGGCAGCAGCCACCAACACCACAACAUCAGAUGCCGCCACAAUACCAGUCACCGCCUGAACAUCAGCAUGCGCCACUGUACCAGUCACCUCCCCAUCAGCCAAUGGCGCCACAUCACCAGCUACCCCACCAAAUGAAUCUGCAGGAAAUGUCACCACAGGAGAUGCAACAAAUGCACCAACACAUGCAGCAGCAGCAGCAACAGAUGUCACAUCCGAUGCAGCCUCAGCCAUUGACACCUCAGCAGAUUCAUGCCCAUCUGGCACAACAGCAGCCACCGCCCCAGGUUUCCAUCCAUCAGAGUCCCCACUCUACACCUCGUGGAAGUCAGGAUGAGGGUGAUCUCACUGCAUUCAACAAACUGUUGAGUCUGAUGAAGGCUGGAGCAGCAGCUGCUGUGGAAUCGCCUCCAAAGAUGGUGGUUGGGAGACCAGGACAAGCGGUAUCUCCACCGCCACACAUGGCACAGCCUCCAACUCCGAUGUCACACCCUCCCAUGCCACCAAUGACCAACUCCCAAGCUGCUGCUGCAGCUGCUCAGAAUGAGUUUUUCCAGGCUGGUCACUUCCAGGCGUUGCAGAGGAACAAGGAACAGCAGCUUCAGAUCCGACACCAGACUAUGAACCAGAUGAGGAUACAACAAAAACCCAUUGCACCUCAACAACUCCAGACUGCCCCCACUCAGAUGUCCCAGCCACAGGGUAACCAGAAUGGCAAUGCCCCUCCAGUCAAUGACCCCAUCAUCAAUUUUAUCAAGCAGAACCCCACCAUCAUCACCAAGCCAGCUUCACCAACCCCUCCUCCCCAGGGCACUCCCCAGCCACCGCAGAGUGUAUCCUCCAUGAUGGGGAUGAUGCAGACCACAUCCACACCACGAGCCCCGUCCCCAUCGGCUGGGCUGAUGGGACAGAACCUGCUAUCACAGCCUCCCUCAUCACCACGUAUCGCUUCACCCAUCACAUCAUUGUUUGGCCAGCAGCCUCCCAUGCAUCUGAGUGCACCAUCCCCCAUCAACCCCUCACAAAUGGGUCAGUCCUCAUCCAUCACUGUUCCUGCGGGCACAACUCUCACAUCGACAGCGACAAUCCGGCCACCUGUUGUACCACGUGUACCAAGUCCACAAGAGCUGAUUGCACACACUCAGGCAAUCAUGCAGACUGCACUUUUAAAGAAACAACUGGAAGAUCAGCGAGAACGCUUCAUUAGAAAACAACAAGACAGUGUGUCUUACAGGGCCAAAUCUCCCAACCCGAUGGUAUCCAUGAAGCCUGCAGGAUCUAAUGUUACCCAGACACCUACCAUGUCCUUAGCAACAUCCCCGGCCUGCCAGACUCCAAAGCCAUCAGUGAGUGCAGCCUUCACUCCGACAUCAGUGAUGAAGAAAAUGCAUUCUGAUAAAGCAUCGGAAAAAGAGAAACAGCGGCAAGAUAAUGUUGAAGGCGAAAAUGAUAAUGGUGGCCCAAUAAAGCAGCUUAUACCGCUGGACACCAGCCAUAGUGCUGUAGAUAAUUUAGAAUUAAUUCAGAAAAUGAACAUUGAGCAACAAGCCAAAGAGAACAUGCCAGCUACUAUAAUGACAAGUAUGACAACCCACUGUCAGCCUUCGUCGAUGCCUUCAUCACAGUUCAGCAACCAGGACUUGAACAUUUCUGGGAUCAACUCGAUUGCAGCGUCGCUGGCUGGUCACCAAGAUUCGGUAAUCUUGGCUGAACAAUUGAGUCAGUUGUCAUCGCCCACAUCAGUCCAACAGAAGCAGCAGCAGGCACGUGCCCUGAUAGGUCAAGGGGGAUUCCAGAAUUCUCCUGGUCAGCCCGUCGCGGGACCUGUAGCUACUCCAGGCCGACCUAUUGUGAAAGGCAUCACCAUCACCAGUUCUAGUGCUGCCAGCAGUGCAAUGACUCCUCCUGUGGGGAGGCCCAUGAUUGGGGUUCCUCAGAUGUCUACUCCCCAGCUUCAGAGCAAAUCCGCUGAGGGCACUCCCAUAUCACUGCAGACCCCCUCACAACCCCAUCUGCACCGGGCCAUCACUGGAGUGGCCAAUCCCACAUCUGUCCCACAAGUACAGACCCCUGUAGUUCCCCAGCAGAAACAGUUCAGUGUGUCUCCUAGCCCCCUCACCAGGCCCAUCCCCCCUAUGGGGGCUCAGUAUGGCAUUCCAAUCACAGGCCGGAUACCAGUACAACAGGCCAUGUCACCUAACCCUCUCCUCAUGCAACAGAUGAUACAGAGUGGGAUUUCACCCACAGCCGCAGCAAGAGUUAACGCGUUGAACCAGCUGAACCAGAUAAAUCACAUGAACCACUUGGCCAUGCAGCAGCAGCAACCGAGGAUCAUGGACCCUCGCCUGCAAGGGAUGAGGGGGGUUUACCCUACAGUCCCAAACCUCACUCCUCGUAGCUCCGUCAUUCCAACAAGUCUCGGUGUGCCUGUCCGCUCACCAAUGGGAGUCAACGUGCCCAUUGGAAGGGCUGUAUCUCCACACCCGCCAACACAAAAACUUUUAAACGGACCUGUGUCUCCAGGAAUUCCCAUCCACACAUCCAUACCAACCAGUCUACUCAACGGAAACAACAACAUUACCAAACAAGACCCAAACCUUGCCAAGUGGUUUGGUACAGAUGUCCUCAAACAACAGAUGACAUCACUACCCCCUUUACCAGCUUCAGGUCAGAGGAUGAUGACCUUGGAGGAGAUUGAACGUUGCCAGCAACAAGCAGUCAUUAAUUGAACACUUGUGACAAUUGAAACUGUUUUUGACAGAUAGACAAUGCCAACAUUCUCUGCUGUAAAUAUUCCUGUAGAAUCUGAUACGUUUUAGUGUCGUUUACAUGUGGUUUGUAUGAUUAGUGAUUAUGUGUGGAUAAUUUUUUGUUUCUGUUUCAUCAUAACCACACUUUCAAUUACUGUAAGAGAUUCCAGUUUUUGGUCUCUGUGGCAAAAAUAGACUUGAAAAAAUUGUUUGAUCUCGUGUAUCCAUAUACUUAAUUGCUAGGUAAGUCCUGGUGUUACCCAACAUGUGGAGUUUUUGUCCUACCUCUAUUGCAGAUAUCAACUUUGUGAGACUUUAUGAAAAAAACUAAUAUUAUUAUAUUAGGUUUGAUCAUAAAACAGACUACAUCUGGAUUUUAUUUCAAGACUAUAAAUAAUCUUUUAAAAAUUAUGUAAUAAUUUUGAACAUCAUAUAACUUGUACCCUUAUAUUUCCUUAAAUAAACACUGCUAUUCCAUGUAAAUUUAAUAGAAAGAAAUAACAUGCAUAUCUUUAUCACAUUAUCUAGAUAUUGGGCUUUGUGAAAAGCUGCAACCAUUUGUAUUUUGUUUUUCAUGUACACAUCCCAUGUGUGAUGCCAUUAUAAAUUCAUUUAGUGAUAUAGCGAUAUCCAAAUGUGCCAAGAUUUUGACUGCUAUAUAUAUGAAAGGGUAGGCAGUUGUACAGAUUGUAUAUAUAUGUAUAUGUGAAGGUAGGGAUAGUGCUCGUUACAAAUUGAAGUAGAUUCCUGAAUUACUGUCGUCAUUGGCAGAAUAUCACUCCAUGUAAAACUAAUAUUGAUGUUAGAGGAGGGUUUGGUGUUAAUAUAUUUGGCUGUUUUUGCUUAAUGCUUUAUUUUCCAAUUGACCUGUUGUGUAAUACACUGCCGCAAAGUAACGUUUUAGAUUGCUUUCGAGCUGUUUCAGUAUUAAGCAAACUUGUAAAAUAACUCCAUCAUCGGCUUUGACAAGAUUUAUUGUAGUAGCAAUUUAACAUAGCAUUCAAAAUAAAAAUGCAUUAGAAAUUUGUAUUGUCGGGAACAAAUUUGUUUUCUGUGUAUCUAGAACCAAUCAUUCAGCUAUUGCUUAAAGUAAGACAGCUGAUCAUAUAAAGGUUUAAAUACUAGUAUUGAAUGUAUCAAGUUAACAUACGUGUGGCCAGUUAUUAUAUGUAACAAUGACUGAGUAAUUCAUAUUUCAUAUAUUUACAGAAAAAAACUGUACAAACAAUUUCAGGGAAACUAUUUCUGAACUUUAUUCAAGUAAGUACUAUUUUCAGGGAUUGAGAAGGGCAAGUCUAGAUAUGGGCCAUUUACACGUUACAGAUAUUUAUCUUCAACAAGUUUUUCAAAUUUUCUCUGGGAGAUUGAGAAAUUCUAUGUGCAUGUAGCUAAUGGCCCCUUCCCUUCCCUUCCCAAGAGGAAUGGUUAUAUCAGUAAACUAAAUGGAUGAUACAGUAUCAUCACGUAGCUGUUUUGGCUCGGAACUGGUGUGUUGAUAUGUAGCCCAUUUGUGUAUAUAGACCUGUAAAUAAAAGCUUCAGUUUGUAUUGAUGUCCAUUUCAUGUAUAUUUUUCAUUAAUAUGACUUGACAAGUGAAUACGUAUUUAAAUUUGAACGUUGAUAGACAACAAAGGAACCUGAUAAACAUAUUAAUCCACUGUGUAGUUUUGUUCUAUUUUUGUUUUCCUUUGAAUGUGAAUAGUUCUAUUUGUGUGUGUAAAUAUAUGAACAUCUAAAAACCCAUGUUGAAAUGAUAUAUGAAAAAAAUGUUGCUCAGUGUUGUUUUUUAUAUAUAUAUAUAUAUAUAUAUAUAUAUAUAUAAACAUUUUCCCUCUUUUCUAUAUUUUAUUUAUUUUUCCUUCAGUGAUUGUAAAUACGUUGAUAAUAGACACCUUUCUUGUAGCCGACUUGUAUCUUCUCUGUAAACUUCACUGGAUAUGAAAAUUCACCUUAAAAUGUUUGCAACUAACACUUUUAUUUAGAUAUAUGGAUAUCUUCAUUGAAUUCGUAUUUUUAUCACAACUUGGAACACUUUGAAAUUGUUUGUAAAUAAAGCUGCAAAUGUAACAUCAGAAAGUGAACAGCAUAAAUGUUGCUAUUGAAUAUAUAUGUUGUGCUAUUCCGUGUAGUCUCCUAACUAGUCAAAUGUUUCACUGUUCACUUGUUUGUUCCCGGACACCAUCACUAGACAAUAUACUGUAGAUCAUUUUGCCUAUAAUCUUGGAGAAGCUUAAUGUUGAUGUUUAUUUCUAGUUAUAAGCAGCAUAACAAAUAAUAAAUAUAUAUAUAAAUGAUUAUGAAACAUGUGUAAUUUACUUGUAUGAAUGAUAGUGCUGUUUUGAUUGUUGAUAUUUGAUAUUUUUUCUCGUUAUUAUUUUUGCGUGUUUUUUUUUGUACAGUAAUAUGCACAGCUCUGGGUCCAACCUAGAUUUAUUGGUGUCUCUGACGCUAUUGUUACUCCUCCAUUGUCUUAUUGUUGUAUAAAAAUGGUGCAAUGAAAACAUGUUUUGAUAUGUCCAUAUAAUAAAGUUUUAUUUUUCUUAGAUUUGAAUGUAGCUGGCCCACUUAUGCAGUUGAAUGGUUUAUGCAUUUGAAGUGCAGAUGUGUACUUUCCACUUCCAACAGAAACUACAUACAUGAACACACUGUAAAAUCCAUAUAUUUGAGUUAGUGACAGUGUGAAAUGAAACCAAUGUCUGUUGAGGUAAAAAAAAAAAAAGGGGGGGGGGGGGGGCGGUUGAAGUAAAUUUAAGUCUUGUUGAAGAUGGUUUUUUUUUCAUUGCUAGGUUUUUUUAAAAAGAUAGGAAAAAAACCUUUAUUCAUGAUAGUUCUUAAUCCAAAAUUAUUUUUUCAUAUCGGUAAUAUUUCAAUAAGGUAAGAAAACAUUGCCAACCAAAAAACUAAUACAUAACACAUUUGAGGUAUUGUUUGGGGUUUUGUAUCAUCAUUAGAUCCUAUCUAGUUGGGAGUGGUUAGUACAUAUCCACACCUUGUUACCCUGAUAUUGCUGUUGAGUGGCCACCUCACCGCCUGGCUCACCUCACUGCUUAUAUUAUUGUACAACACCGUGCUUCAUACACCUAUACUACCAGAUAUAUACCCAGUCACAUCAAUCAUGUUUUUGUUGGGGAAAUCAAGAUAUAAUGAUUAAUAACUUAUGCAUUCAUUGUACAUGUUCUGAUCAAUUAGGGCUAGAUAGAAAUUAUCUGUAAUUCUGUGUGUUUUUGUCCUUGAAUGUUUUAAUAUUUUUCAUCUUGUAUCGUUUCUCCACAAAAGUAAUUUUGUUGUUGUUGUUGUUGAUUUGUCACUAUAUAACCAAAUCACCACCCCUCCCCUUCACAGUUGUUCCCCUUCCAGACCUCGUACCCCCUCUGAUUGUUAUCCUGAGGGAUUGUCCCCUGUACAGUUCCAUUGGUGUGUAUAUCACGGUAACCAUAGCUGACACGGCUAUCAAAGUAAGGCUUGAUGUGCUGUAAUCAUAUUGUUUUGAUUGGUAAAUAUAUUUGAUGGUUAUUUUUGUAAAAAGUUGAAAGAAGAAUAAAAAAUGUUUUGACAGAGUACCGAUAUAUAUGUGGUGUGAUAAUUCACUUCUGCACAGUUUUUUUCUCUAAUGUCCUAGUGCAGAUUUACAUGUGUAAAGUUCCAUGUUCUUUUUCAUUUAUUGUGUGUAAUUGGUGUUGAUAUGAUUUUGAUGUUUUUAAUGCUUUGACUGGGCCGAGGAUCACAGGGCUUUUGUAAGACAUGUUAUUAACUACUGCAUUUUACUUAUAAAUAAGUUUUCAGAGGCUGUACAAGUAUACAAAUGUUCGACUUUGUUUGAAAAUUAUUCUGAAAUAAUUGUUUUCAAGGUCAUAUCCAGAAUAUUGGUAAACAGUGAAUGUAAACCUUUAACCAGUGUUCUUAAUUGACAUCAUUUGGUCGAUUAUUUAUUACUAUUUUACAUUAAAGCCGCUAGACAAAAUUGGUAGUGUGGCAUAUAUCAAAGCUUGUUUAUGACAACUCCGCCGAUCCAGAUCAAAUAAUUCAUAUUAUAUCCAAAAUUUGCUAUAGCAUUUUAAAAUAAAACAAGUUUAGACAAAUUAGUCGUAGAAAAGUUUUGGUGUAUUUUGCUUUCCUGGAAUUUAACAAUAACAAGAUUUUUAUUUAGUCUUUGACAUUAUGGUAGCUUUGUUUAGGCUUAAACUCUCGAUAGCUACAGACAGGUGUUUACUAGUCCUGCUGCUGUUUCAUCCUCUGCCCAGUCAGAGUUUUGUUCAAUUUUGUGAAGUUCUUAUUUAAAAGAUGUUGAACAUGUUUGAUGUCAUUGGACAUGGUAGGUCGGCGGUCAGAGUUCCAAGUUGGGCUGUAGAAUGAUAUUCCAUUCUUCUUGGAUUCGAAAGAACUGGGAGGCUUAAGAGAAUGAGAGUUAAUUUUCAGUUGUUUUUUUGUCCGAGUUUGGUGCAUUAGUACAAGUUGUUGAUUAUUUGAGUGUACACAACUAAGUAUUGUAACUGCUGUGAGAGUGUGGCCGUCUAAAUGAUGUGUACAUAAAGAGGAUUUAAAUGUGUGUGAUAUACUGGUGAUACAGAUUUUAUAGAGGUGUAAGAGAUUAGUUAUUAGGUUUGACAUUACGUGUUGUGAAGACAGUCAAGUCUAUAUAUAUAUAAAGUUUAUCUUUUAUCUUAUAAUAAUAAAAUAUCUUUGCUACAUUAAUGGGGUAAUCUUCGGUUAUUUUGUGAAAAUUGAUAUAAAACCUUUAUUACCUUUGACACAUCAGGGUUUUUUUGGCUUUGAAAGUUGGGACAUUUCCAUUAUUUUGAACACCCCUCCCCCACCCCGGUAAAUUUACUCCUUGUUUUACCCCAGACUGCUGGAUCUGUUUUACAAAGCAGCUGUAUCUUCACUCCUGAGUUUGUGUUUCAACAGGUCUGUUACCAGUAGUCUGGUGUAAUUGGUCUGUUGAAAUAGAAUGUAAUAUCAACUUAAAAUGUGGAAAAAAAUAAAAAUAAAAUUAACUUUAAAAAGAUGGGAAAGUAUCAUGAGGAGUGUCUUGCUAUAGAAGAUUCACUUGUUAUAUGGAAAUAAACAGGAUCAAGAAUAUUAUCAACUUCUGUCUGAUGAACAAGUGUGUCGCACUUAAAAAAAACCC